Messenger RNA from Aspergillus neoniger CBS 115656, 201 nucleotides. RefSeq lists its product as uncharacterized. Lineage: Eukaryota; Fungi; Ascomycota; Eurotiomycetes; Eurotiales; Aspergillaceae. The record is from RefSeq and is a predicted model, not a curated record. The transcript is spliced from 2 exons. The coding region runs from base 1 to 201 and encodes 66 amino acids.
AUGUUCCCGUCAUUUGGAUUUGAAGCAGCAGUUGGCACUGUCCAGGACUACAUUAGCGAGCACCAGCUUGCCGAAUACAGCAUCCGCGAUGUUGGCUGGAUCACCGCAAUUUUCGUGUUUCUGACUCUAUUUCUUGGAGUCCAGGUCGGACCACUGUUCGAUCGAUACGGUCCUCGAGCCUUAUUGACAUGCGAAGGUUGA